AUGAAAAUGCAUGAGUGUCCACAUGUUGACUGUAAUGCGACCAUGCGUGGCAAAAGGGAAUAUGACGAACAUUUCAAAACGUACCCUAAACCAUUUCGCUAUCAAUGCAAACAUCCCGAUUGUGGAAAAGAGUUUCACCAAUCAUCAUUAUUUUUCCAGCACAAGAAAUUCUGUCAGCACAAAUCUAAGAGCCAAACGGAAGAUAACCCGCAGUUGAAACAUUCUUUGGCAGACACACGAAAUCAUCACAUUGCCGGUCAAAGUUCAGUGGGUCAACAAGAUCGCUCAAGUGACGAGUGUCCAUUAGUAAGGUUGAACGUCUUCGAUGACGCCGAUGGUAGCAUCUUCGACGGUCCUAACAUCCCCGGCGAUGUUGUUGUUAACGUCGAAAAUAUUAACAUGGACGAUGGUAACAUCUUCACACGAAACCAUUAG
Messenger RNA from Loa loa (African eye worm), 435 nucleotides. RefSeq lists its product as hypothetical. The coding region runs from base 1 to 435 and encodes 144 amino acids. The transcript has 2 exons. Lineage: Eukaryota; Metazoa; Nematoda; Chromadorea; Rhabditida; Onchocercidae. The record is from RefSeq and is a predicted model, not a curated record.